CCGUAUCCUAGCAACGACGCAAAGUGACACGAGAGUAUCCAGGCUAGCUUACAGUACAGGACAACAGUGGAGGAAUGUUUUAACCCCGGAGCUACACCUUUAAUGUGGACCAGCGUCUUCAUACAAAUUCAGUUUCGUUGAAUUCCCAGUAUAUUUUGUAGGAGGCUGUAAGUUCAAACAUGUACGGACGGGCUCCAAGAGUGACCUUUAUGACAACCGGCGUCACCCCACCAACAGUUGGCCCCGGGUCUUACGAGCUGAGCCAGUGUCCGUACCCAGUAUCAGAUGGCUAUGCUCCAUUCCUGUCCUUGGCAAGCAGACAGCCAGGGUUAAGUGACAGUGAGAGGUUACCAGGACCUGGACAUUAUGACCUCUAUUCUGUCAAGCCAAAUGUCCAUGGUGGCACCAGUCUUCAAAACCGCUCAAAGCGUUUUGAGGUGUCAGUGUCACAGGUUCCAGGCCCCGGGGCCUACGAUGUGCUGCCUGCCGCAGGGAACUUGCUCAAGGCUGAGAAGGCUGAUGUGGGACAGGCUGGGAAGUUUGGCAGGAAAACGGCUAAAAGUCUCCGACUGGUUUGUCAGUCAGAUAUCCCGUCCAUUCCAACCCCGGGCCAGGCCUAUGGCUAUGAGGAGGAUACCCAGGGAGUGCUCCACAAGCAGCAGGCGCCUCCCAGGGACACAACCCUGGGGCCAGCCUACUACAAUCCACAACUGUUAGGGAUGAGUUCUGCACAGAAGUACAAAGGGGUCCACUUUGGCAACAUGACUGGGAAAAGAAAUGAGGUGAAGGUGGAGGACAUACCAGGUCCAGGCCAUUAUUACCCAGAAAUAGUUCCAGAAACACACUAUGUGAAUGUAAACCUUCAAAAGGAGCAGAAAGGGAAAGCUGAGCUUAUCAUCCCUCGCUACCAUGAACUGGUGUCCAUGCAAGAAGAAAAAAAGGGAGUUCCUGGUCCAGGCCAGUACCACAUCAGAAGUCAGUUUGAGCCUGUGAAAUCUGGUGGCAACAUGUCGAAGUUCACAUGCCCCUUCCUCUCUCAGUCAGAGAGGUUUAGCCCUGUGAAGGAGGUGUCGCCCCCUGUUGGUGCAUAUAAUGACCCACGCAGCGCCCUGGAGGUGCUGAAAAAGUCCACAGGGGUGAAGAAAAGUCCAUUUGGCAUCACUACAGUGCGCUUCACUGCUAACCAUGAAAAAUGCUCUGCACCAGGUCCAGGGUCCUACAAUGUCUUUGAAUAUGGUUUAGCCCGCGAGAGUUUCAAAAAGGCAUUUUUAGAGAGAACUAGGAGGGGUGGUUUUGGCUCCACGGCACAACGCAACUGUGUUUUCCACAACAAGGAAUCAAUAGAGGGUCCUAGUCCAGCACAGUAUGAGACAGAAAAGAAAACAGAGGAAAGCUACAAAAAGCAGCACAUGGCAGUAUUUAAAUCAGUUACAGAACGUCUACCAUCAUCACUCCUGGCUAAAGACACCCCUCCACCCAACAUGUAUGAUAUCUGUAGGACAUUUGAGAAGGCUAAGAGACACUCCUCAGAGCCCAGAAGUGAAGGAGCGAAGAGACGACAGAGAUGCUUCCUCUCUGCUGCACCGAGGGAUACAUUUGUUGAACAAUGUGACUCAAAUGUUCCAGGUCCUGGACACUACAACCCCAGUGUGAAAUCCUUCCCACAAAUGACUCUGAUCUCCUCCAGAGAAGAUCGAUUCAAAGUCCCUAUGAACACCAAUCCUGGACCUGGUGCUUAUCAGCUGAGUCCAGGUAUGAUGAACACGGUCCUGAAGGGCACCUUCAACGUGACGCUCGACAACCCCCUGGACCCCUGCGGUUCCCCCCGUGUGGCUCCUGGCCUCGUGAUGGCACAAAGGACCAUUAACGGCGUCUCACCCAACACUUCAUUGCUACGAGCGCUUCGUAGAGCUCUUUAGCGGGUCACAGUGUAGGGGUGAGAGUUUGGAGGAAGGUGACGGCUCUUAAGCGUGUGAGAAAAAAAAAACCUAAAACCGACUCUGUAUAUGCUUCUUUUCUCAUUCUUCACUUUCUGUAGUGACAAACUUAGCACACUGAUUCAGCUGUUUUUUUGUGGAUCAUUCACUUCUGUAUAAACCGCUCUGCUAAUCAAACACAAUUAAAAGGGCAUUAAUGUUGAAACUGGGUGAUGAGUUUGCAAAGCAUGUUACUCUUACAAGUUCCCCUCAUUCUUACAACACUUAUCAUCCAUCCACAUGAUACAUCUGUCUUUUCUAAGGAUAAAUGACAAAGAUUAAAAAUGUUUUGUCGUACCUGUCACACUGAUUGUACUGUGAAGCCCAUACUGACAAGUGACAGUAAAGACUGGGAGUUCACGUGUCUUAAGUCUGCCUUUUGACA
Messenger RNA from Sphaeramia orbicularis (orbiculate cardinalfish), 2361 nucleotides. It is a transcript of the gene stpg2, whose product is annotated as sperm-tail PG-rich repeat containing 2. The transcript has 14 exons. Lineage: Eukaryota; Metazoa; Chordata; Actinopteri; Kurtiformes; Apogonidae. The record is from RefSeq and is a predicted model, not a curated record. Bases 180 to 1919 code for a protein of 579 amino acids.